Messenger RNA from Leptopilina heterotoma, 1534 nucleotides. RefSeq lists its product as uncharacterized. NCBI's taxonomy places the organism in Eukaryota, Metazoa, Arthropoda, Insecta, Hymenoptera, Figitidae. The record is from RefSeq and is a predicted model, not a curated record. The transcript is spliced from 4 exons. Bases 1 to 1428 code for a protein of 475 amino acids.
AUGAGUCCGCCGGCCAGAUUAAGGCUUCUACCGGUGAUAAUAGUAUCGUCGACGACACGGCCAGGUACACAAGGAGUCGUACUCGCUCGGGCGGAAGAGCAGCGGACAGUGGUGGAAGAGGUCGAAAACGAAGAAGAAAACGGAGAAGAGAAAAGAAAAUCGUCUAAAAGAAUCAGGGGUGGUAAAACUGCCACGCCCAUCAAGGAAACGAUGCAAAAGAAAAUAGCCGAGUACGAGGAAUAUUGUUCGGAGGAUUCGUGGACGAACCCGGUUCUAGAACAGCUGGACUGGACAGCCUCGCGAGUUCUCGUGGUAAGGCCGGGGGUUGUGAGGGCCACCACGGGGGCUGGGGUGGGUCUGCCCCUGCUUCUCUUCGUCGUCAUUCUCUUCAGCAGCCAAACACAAGCGGCAGUCACGCUUCUCAACGUCGCUUCGAUACCAACAUUAUCGCCAUUAAUCACCAGGCGUUAUCUGACGGCGACGACGACGACGACGACGACAACAACAACAACAUCAUCGACAGCGACGAAAAACGAUAUUCAUUGGAAGACACGUGACGCGAUAAAGAACUCAUUGUCGUCGUCGCCGUCGUCAAACGUUCUUCAAAAACCGAACGAUUCAAAUUGGAAGAGAGGUGAGGGGGGACCAUCGGAGAAUUUGAAUUGGCUCGAUACAAGGAAUAUUGAAUUUUUCCCUCAGUUGAAAGUGGAAGAGAAUUCAUCAGCUUUGGGAAAAUUUAGCACUGAGAGGAUUGAACAAGCGACUACGGUGAGGAUUGGUGAUAGUGAAGUGAUUAAGGGAACCGAGUUUGUUGAAGAAGAGAGAAGAACAGGGAAAGGUUUAGUGCAGGUGCAGGUGAAGAACGUGAGUGGUGAAAUUACAACUUCAUUAGACGUGUUGAUUGGUGAUAGUAGUAGUAGUAGUAGUAGUAGUGGUGUCGAGUGGACUACCGCGAGUACAGUUGCCGUGCCGAUGUCAUCGCUUUCGUAUCCUAGAGAGGAGUUGGGAGCUGGAAGAGUUAGGAUUUACCUGGGUCCAAAGCAGAAGAGACCCGAGGAGAAAGCUGGCGACAAUAAGGUUACUACGGAGGAUAAGGAAGAAGCAGAGUCCAGCUUUAUUGUCACAACAACGCAGACUGCCACAACGGAAUUGUCACCACCGACGCGGGACACCUCUAUGGAAGCAUUGAACGUAAGCGGGUAUAUAGUGGUGGUGCUUGUCCUCGUAGUCGGGGCACUCGUAGGUGUCCUGGCCACGGUUUCCCAUCAUCUACAUCACCGACCUGCCUCGAUAUCGAUUUUACAUCAUCACCAUCAUCAUCAUCAUCGCGAGGAGACACUCACAUCAAAUCAACGACGACUCCUCCUCGAGGAUCACUAUCGUCAUCCUGCUACGCCGGUGAGUACUCUAAAUCCAUUAAAUCAUUAAAAAAAAAAAACAAAAAAAAAAAUUAUCAAAUAGACAAAAAAAGAUAAUAGUUCAAAAAAAUUAUAAAAUACUCUAAUUUUACCCUUGGGGCAUUCCAGGAGAAAUU